Messenger RNA from Closterium sp. Naga37s-1, 4404 nucleotides. The record is from the annotation of a GenBank genome assembly. Lineage: Eukaryota; Viridiplantae; Streptophyta; Zygnematophyceae; Desmidiales; Closteriaceae.
AUGUCCACUGAGGCGCUUAAAGCGUUUGUUUUUAACGAAUCAGUACCGAUCAUGGACUCGUCGCCUCUUCCGGGAGGGGUUCCUGGGAGUGGAAUGAUCGUUCCUCCUGCGCUUGGAGGAGCCGCUGCUUCGCUGUUCAUGACUGGCGGUCGGAAUCGGGUCCCAGGAGCGGCUAUGAUGAGAUCCGUGGUGGCUCCUGAUACAGGCGUGAAGAAGCGGGAGGAGGUGUUUGUUGAUGUGAUCGAACGGCUGAGCGUGACUUUUAGCCCCAACGGUUACAUCCUGACGUGUGAGAUUGACGGAACCAUACAGAUGAAGAGUUAUCUAACCGCGAAUCCUGAAGUUAGGAUAGCUCUUAACGAGGACCUCGUUAUAGGCCAGAGGAACGCUCCGCCGUCGUUGCUGUAUGGAGGGGGUGGCGGGAUGGGAGAGGAUGGGAGCGGAGGAUUCGGAAUCGUCGUUCUAGAUGACUGCAACUUUCAUGAGAGCGUACGGUUGGAUACGUUUGAUGUGGACCGGACAAUGACUCUCGUGCCUCCAGACGGGGAGUUCUCAGUCAUCAAUUACCGCAUGACACACGAGUUCAAGCCUCCGUUCCGGGUGUACCCGGUUCUGGAGGAGAUCACCCCUUUCAAGAUAGAGCUGUUCAUAAAGUUAAAGGCAGAGUUUCCCGCCACAGCGACUGCCAACUCCAUUGUUGUCCGUGUGCCGCUGCCCAAGAGUGUCAUCAAAGUUGUCAAAGAAGCUGCUCUCGAAGCCAAGCUGCACGAGGAACGACACAAGCCACGGCCUAGCCGGAAAACUCACUGGCUCGAGAUAUUUCGGGACUAUGUCUAUCCCGGACAACUGAUAUUGCCAGGCAAUAGGUUCCAUUGGUACUGGAGACUAAUUGUCAUCGUCAUGGCACUAUACUCCUCACUUAUCACCCCAUUCGAGUUCGCUUUUUUCCGACUGAAAUUCCCUCCUCUGGGUCUACUAAUCAUGGACAUUGUGUCGAAUGUCAUAUUUCUGGCCGACAUUUUCAUCACGUUUAGAGUAGCCGUUAAGGAUCAUCGAACAGGCUCUCUGAUCGCUGACAGAAGGAGGAUUGCAAUAAGGUACCUGCAGGCCUGGUUCACUCUUGACUUCCUCUCAUGCAUUCCAUGGGAAUACGCAUACCAGGCAAGUGGAAGCCUCGUGUUCGAGAUUCUUUUGUGGCUUCGAUUGAUUCGUGCUCGGCACUUGAAAGAAUUUGCUGACAGGUUGGGGAAGGACACGCGGUACCACUACUUUCUGGUUCGCUGCACUGAGAUGUUUCUCACAGAAUUUUAUGUGGUCCACAGUGCUGCAUGCAUUAUGUACUUUCUCGCUCUCACCAUGCCUGAAGAUCAAUCAGGAUACACAUGGAUUGGUAGCCUUCAGCUUGGAGAUCAGAGCUACGCUGACUUUCGAGAAAUGAACAUUUUCCAGCUGUAUUGUGUGAGCCUUUAUUGGGCUAUGGUGACAAUGGCGAGUCUCGGUUAUGGCGAUGUACAUCCUGUCAAUCCUCGAGAGAUGAUUUUCACCAUUGCCUUCGUGGUCUGGGACAUGUUGUUCACGGCAUACCUUAUUGCCAACUUCACAGCGCUGGUUGUCAGAUACCAGUCGAGAUCAGAAAUCUUGCGUGAACGAUUAUCAAAUGUUACCAGAUAUGCCAACAGGAAGCAGAUUCCUGCUGGAAUGAAGGAGCAGUUGCUCUCCCACGUGGUGCUGAAGCAAGAGGCGUUGGAGGAGGACAACAAGCUGGUCAACGAGUUUCCCAUCUCCAUCCGUGAUGGGGUCGCAAUGUCCCUGCACGGGAAGGUGCUCGCAGAUGCAUAUCUAUUCCAAGGCUGCUCAAAGGCGUACAUUCAAUUCCUGGUUUCACGACUGCGAGUAGAGUAUUUUCUUCCUGGGGAGGUGGUGGUGAGUCGGCAUGACAACAAUCAUCAGCUCUAUCUGCUCGUGCAAGGAGAAGUGGAAGAAGUUCAUUUCAGCAGGAAUGGAGCUCGAGUGGCCACAGUCUGGAGUCCAGGGGAGAUGUUUGGGGAGGCAGGGUUGCUCGCCAGCAAGUUCUCUCCCUUCACUGCACACGUCAAGUCGUUCUGCAAGUUGCUGAGGAUCGACGGGCAGGUCUUUUCUGAGGCCAUUGCGUUUCAUCAGGAAGAUGGAGAGAGGAUUAUCAGCAAUUAUUUGCAGAAAUUCGGGCAAUCGGAAUCUGAACCGGUAGACUUUGGCCAGCCCAGGGCUCGUCGACUCACAGACACGGCAGAGGAGGUGCGCAGGGCGGUGACACAGCGACAGGCACAGCAGACGCUGAGCGCCAUACAGCAAGCAGCACGGGGAGACCUGGACCACCUCAAGAUGUUGCGAAAGCUCGGAGCAGACUUUUCUAAAGGGGACUUUGACGGCCGGACUGCACUGCACCUGGCAGCUUCUAGGGGCUUUCCGGACAUCUGCAGUUUUAUUCUGAGAGAGGGAGGCGCUGCCAACAGGAAAGACCGGUUCGGCGUGACACCUCUCCUGGAAGCCCUGCGAGCAGGCCACAUGCAGACAGCCGAGGUGCUUCGGGAGCACGGCGCCCAGAUCCUCCUGGAUGACCCCGCAAGCGAGCUGUGCCAUGCGGUGAAGCGCGGUAUGGUGGAGUACCUGGAGCGCCUCCUCUCUUUCGGCCUCGACCCCAAAGAGGCAGAUCACGAUCUGCGCACGCCCCUGCAUGUGGCAGCAGCAGAGGGCUCCGUUGUGCUCGUGCGGCUGCUGCUGGAGCACGGGGCGGAUGCGUGGGCACGGGACCGGCUGGGCCACCUUCCGGUGGAUGAGGCGUGCCGGAAUGGGGCGAGGCCGGUGAUUGCACUGCUCAAGGAUGGCAUGCGCGUGAAGCUGCCGCCGCUGGCAAGUCGGCCACCAGCUGGACGAGCCUCUUUGACUCGUGGAGGCUCACAGCGCCGCCGCCACACCCACCACCAGCCUUCAUCUUCCAACGCAGGCGCCCCGGCCACUACUACUAGCACCGCUGCCACUACCACCACUGGCACGACUAACACUGCCACCAGCAACACAGCCAGCACUCCCCGCCACUCCCAGCCCAGCAGGCGGCGCUCCCAGAGCAUCGACACCACUUGGUCCGACCAGAUCGAAUCUGUCCCUGAAGGCAGCAGCUCGGGAGCCGCAUCCCCCUCCACCUGCCUGCCCUCCGACCCCCUCCUCCAGCAGCGCGUGAUGCACCUGCGCCGACGCCCCACCAGCUCUGUGCACAUCCCCAGUGAUCUCCUGGCCGACCUCCUUCCUGGCCCGGUCAUCGACGAGUAUCUCUCAGAGCACCAGCCGGCUUCGAACCAACCGCUCUUCACCCCUCCUGCGUCGCCCCUCAUGCAUUCGCUUCCUCCGAAGCUCCAUGCUGCUGCUUCCUUGAGCGCGGCGACCUCGUAUGAUGGCUCUGGAUCGCAGCCUCGCUCGUCCUCAGCAACCUUCCCACUCUCUGACCCGUAUCCCCCAUCUAUUCCGGAUCCACACACCACACACACCACACACACUGCACACGCCAUCACGCACGCUGAACACACCGCGCACACCGCACCAUACCCCUCUGCCUCCGCUGCUCUCCCCCCUGUUCCACCUGCCCCUGGCAUAGCCUCUGCUCCCCGUGCACAACAGCGGCCCACCCCCCUCACCAUCAACCCUCUAGACAGAAGCCUGAGUCGCGCCUCCACAGCCCCCCUUUCAUCACUAGACGAAGUCCGCACCCAACUGAUACCCUCACCAGACCCCCCCACUCCCUAUGCGACCAGCCAGCCCCUGUCAGGACCUUUGGGGAGAGUGGGAGAGCCGAUCACUCCCUACCCUCACCGCAACUACGUUCCUGCAGGAUCAUUCUCAGGGUCGUUCACGGCCUUGCCUCCGCCCCCCACCCCAUCUGUGGCUGUGGCCAACCGCCGCGUCACAGUCUUCCCAUGCCAACCAUGGGACACUGGCCCAGCUGGCAAUCCACCUGGGGAUUCUCCUGGGGAAGAUGAACUUAGCGAGGGAGCUCAUGGAAGGCAACCACGUGACUGUUUGCCUGAUCAGGCAGUGCAUUCAUCAGGGGAUUCUGCAUCGCCUGAACCUGGGAGGGAAGGAGGUGUUGGGAGCCGGGCUGGGGAAGAGAAAAGAUUCAUGGGACGACCAUAUGGGAAGGUGGUGUUGGUACCUCUCUUUAUGGUCACCCUGAAAGAGCAGCUGAGCACACUGUUUGGAUUCCCUGUGAGAAUCCUUGUGAAUAAGGACGGUGGGGAGAUCACUGACACGGAUACGAUUCGCGAUGGAGAUGUCAUCUUUGCUCCACCACCUGAACCUGCUCUAUCUGAUCCCCUUGUGUGCCAAUCCUGCAGAUGUCGAAAAGUACCAGCACCAGGUGAUUCCAAUCGAUAG